Parnassius apollo (apollo) is the source of this 396-nucleotide messenger RNA. Lineage: Eukaryota; Metazoa; Arthropoda; Insecta; Lepidoptera; Papilionidae. The record is from the annotation of a GenBank genome assembly.
AUGUCCGAUCAGUGGCGGCUUAGUAUAAUAACGCCGGUCCACAAGGGUAAAGGGUCCGUUCAGGAUUGCGGUAAUUACCGCGGUAUAAAGGUGACGUCACAUACCAUGAAGCCCUUCGAGCGCAUUAUUGAUACCAGGAUCCGACAGGAGUGUACAGUAUCGGACUCCCAGUACGGUUUCCAACCAGGACGCGGUACCAUGGACCCUAUAUUCGCCCUAAUGAUCCUCAUGGAGAAGCAUAGGGAAAAGAAUAUGCCUCUGCAUUUUUUAUUCCUAGACCUGCAGAAGGCCUUUGACUGUGUUCCUAGGGAGAUGAUCUGGUGGUCGAAGCGAAGUUGGUACCAGAGACCUACGUGGCAACCGUACGUGAUAUGUACCGCAACUCCGAUUCAAUAG